Molecule: messenger RNA, 1193 nt
Organism: Phodopus roborovskii (desert hamster)
Lineage: Eukaryota; Metazoa; Chordata; Mammalia; Rodentia; Cricetidae
Product: RNA-binding protein with multiple splicing 2
Exons: 1
Coding region: 116-739 (207 amino acids)
Biological process (GO): negative regulation of smooth muscle cell differentiation
Cellular component (GO): cytoplasm
Molecular function (GO): protein homodimerization activity; mRNA binding
Source: RefSeq, a predicted model, not a curated record
GCCGCCGCCCGUCAGCUCACGAACCCGCACUCCCCUCGGGGGCGCUCCGGUCGCCGCGCCCCUGCUCACCUCGGGGCCGGGCGUCCCGCUCCCGUCUCCGCGUCCCCCCCUCACCAUGAGCAACGUGAAGCCGGACGUCGAGCACUGCACCGGCGCGGGCACCGGCUCGGGCCCCGGCGGCCCGCUGGAGGAGGAGGUCCGGACACUAUUUGUCAGUGGUCUCCCUGUGGAUAUUAAACCUAGAGAACUGUAUCUGCUUUUCCGGCCGUUCAAGGGCUAUGAAGGGUCCCUGAUCAAGCUCACUUCAAGACAGCCUGUUGGUUUUGUGAUCUUUGACAGCCGGGCAGGAGCAGAAGCAGCCAAAAACGCAUUGAAUGGUAUUCGCUUUGAUCCUGAGAACCCCCAAACCCUGAGGCUAGAGUUUGCCAAAGCCAACACCAAGAUGGCCAAGAGCAAGCUAAUAGCAACACCAAAUCCCACCAAUGUCCACCCUGCCCUAGGAGCACAUUUGAUUGCACGAGACCCUUAUGAUCUGAUGGGGACUGCUCUGAUUCCUGCGUCCCCAGAGGCCUGGGCCCCUUACCCUCUCUACACCACAGAGCUGACGCCAGCCAUUUCACAUACUACGCUCACCUACCCAGCUGCCACUGCUGCCGCCGCCACCCUACAUGCUCAGGUGCGUUGGUAUCCCUCUUCUGAUACCACUCAGCAAGGAUGGAAGUAUCGCCAGUUCUGUUAGCUCCUCAGUCUUGUCACUCUGGAGUUGGUGCCCUACUGCCACCUGAGGGCUAUGCAGACUGCUGCUUCCUCUCGACACUGUGAAUCUGAAGCCUGACUCAGUAGUCGGCUCUUGUUUCCUUCCUCCUCAGUUCUCCAAGGCCUCCAGGAGGAUUGGGAGGCUUCUUACUGGGACACCUAGACCCAGGUUGCCGGCCUCAUUGGGAACCCAGCACAGCCUGACCUGCUCAAACUUACUUCAGUAGUUCCCCCAUCAAGGAAAAGGGACAUUUAAUUUUGCAUGUUUAUGAAUUGUGACACUUAAACUUGUACGGUUUGUUCCCACACUGUUGCCAUAGCAACAGGUCUUGGCACUGGAGGCUUGUCAAGGCUAGUCUGUCUUUAUUACUCCUGACUCCUGCACUCACCCUACUUCAGGGAGGCCUGAGCCUUGCAGUCACUUCUGACCAGAAGGC